Alnus glutinosa is the source of this 567-nucleotide messenger RNA. RefSeq names its product protein transport protein Sec61 subunit gamma-like. The transcript has 3 exons. The coding region runs from base 87 to 296 and encodes 69 amino acids. The record is from RefSeq and is a predicted model, not a curated record. Gene Ontology annotation, molecular function: transmembrane protein transporter activity. NCBI's taxonomy places the organism in Eukaryota, Viridiplantae, Streptophyta, Magnoliopsida, Fagales, Betulaceae. Gene Ontology annotation, biological process: post-translational protein targeting to membrane, translocation; protein targeting. Gene Ontology annotation, cellular component: membrane; Ssh1 translocon complex.
UCAGUACAUUUCAUUUCGUUUCCCGAUAUCUUCUUCUCCUUCUCUUCCAAAUUAAUUUUUCAUCUAAUAAAAAGAGAGGAGAGAAAAUGGACGCCAUAGACUCCGUCUUCGAUCCCCUCAGAGAAUUCGCCAAGGACAGCGUCCGCCUUGUCAAGCGCUGUCACAAGCCCGACCGCAAAGAGUUCACCAAGGUGGCGUUCCGUACGGCUAUCGGCUUCGUGGUGAUGGGGUUCGUGGGCUUCUUUGUGAAGCUGAUCUUCAUCCCCAUCAACAACAUCAUCGUUGGGUCCAGUUAGAUUAGGUCAUUUGGGAUUGGAGGCUCACGAUAAGGAUGGAAGUUCUCGGUGAAGUAGUCAACACACGAGGGAGAACCUAGAUCUAAUGUUUUUAGGGUUUUUUUUUUUUAAAAAAAAAAAAAAAAAAUACAUUAACAGAGUACUUUGUCAUGUUUUUCAGAUUAGACUAAGAGUUAAAUUUGAUCUGGUUUAUGUAGCUAAAUGUCAUUCUGAUCCAACAGUUCUUUAGUUCGUUCGGAUGGAAUGGAAGUAUGUUGAAUCAUUUGGAAUC